UCCCAGGUCUUCCUCUCUUCUCAUUGUGAUCAAACCAUUACAGUGAAGGUGAAAUAGUCGUUCCUGUGUCCUCGGCUCGAAAUGGAAGAACCCAGUGUUAAGUAUAUUCUUCUACGUGAUCGCAUAGUCGAACGCAUAGUUGAUAAAAUGUGCUUUUCGCUCGGCCUCAAGAAGUUUGAACCAAUGAAAGUUUUGCGAGGCGAGUUAUUAGAAGGUGUUCCGGAGGCUGAACAGCCUACAGACUUACCUAAAGUGGCUGUUGUUGGAAUUGAACGUAAAUCAUUACGUCUUGAAUGUCGUAUGGAGGAUAUGACUCGACUAUCUGAAGAAGAAGCCAACUUUCUUUUGGCGAUUUCUUCACUUGAAGAAAGAUACCAAACGUCAAUAGUUAAGAAACGUCUGGCAUUUGGAAGACAAUUGUUUCCCGGAUGUGCAGUUUUCGUUAAAGUGGAAAGAAUAUCAAAGGUUUUACCUGGUGUUGUCUGGUACAAAGGGGAAUUACCGCCCAAUCUGGGAACUUGGUUUGGAGUUGAGAUUCUUAACAAUCCAGGGUUAGGAGAUUGUGAUGGAACAUUUAGAAACAAGCGUUAUUUUAACUGUGCACCAGACUCUGGUGUUUUUGUUGGACUGGACAAAUUGACACCACGAGAAGAUGAGCAAGAGAUAAAAUCCCAAGAACAUGUGAAGAAAGAUGAAACUACCCAAGCUAAACAAAAAGCACGUCUUAAGGAUUCAAUAUUGUCAUUUUGGAAAGGAAAACGUGAGCAAAGGUCAUUGAUAGGAAUUAAUGGAGUGCUUAGGAUUGAUGAAAGAGUUGUGACAUUUAUUAAGGACAGUCCAGCCAGAGGAACUGUACGAUAUAUUGGUAAAGAGACGGACUCAAGUGGAAAUUUCUGCAUAAUUGUAGGACUAGAACUGGAUGAAAGACUGGGAACUGGUUGCGGUAAAAGAAUGGGCUUUCUGAAGUUUGUUUGUAAGCGAGAUUAUGCAUUAUUUGUACCAGUGGAAACUGUCAUACCUGAGAAGUACUUUGAUGAGAACCUAGAACAAGCUACAGGGCAAGAAGCUCAAGAACAGUCGGAGCAAAUUAACGAAGAGGAAUUGGAUGUGAUAUCAUUGGACUUUGAAAGCGUUCCAACAGGUACUAGUAAGGAAUCUGUCAGGAAGUUAAGAAGAACAAAUUCAAUGACCUCUGCUGAAAUAAAAAUCAUGGUGGCAGCUGGAGAAUCCAGCAAAACCGAUUCACAGGAGUUUAUAGAGAAACAACGUCUGAUGCUUAGAGAGUUUGUGAGACAUAAAAGUCUUCCUGAUCACCAAGAUAAUUACGUCAUCAUCCAAGAUGAGGAAGGGAAGGACAGUGCCGAAAAUUCGCACUUCAAAGGUGGUCAUUUCCAAAGCAUUCCCCCAGAUGAUUGUGGUCAAACUGGAACUAGCAGACGAAAAACACUUGGAAAGCAACAACAGUCACAAGACCUAGGAAGUCAGCUGUCUAGCUUGCGAGAGAAACCGAGAGAUGAUAACGAGCCAGAAAAGAGUUUACUCCACCGAUUGAGAGAGAUGGAACAGCAGGUGACACAACUCCGAGCAGAGCUGCAAGGGAAAGAGUCGGAAAAAGCCAGCUUGCUAAGGGAAAAGCAAGAACAACAUGACAGAUUACAGAAACAGUUGCAAGAGAAGCAUGAUCAGUUAGUGACCUUCGAAGCACAGGUGAGGAAGAUGGAGGAACAGCUGACAAACGUUCAGGGACAGUUACAAACCAAUCAUGAUCUGUUAGAGAAGUCAGAUGCCCUAGUGAGGAAAAAAGAGGAACAAGUGACAUUCUUACAAAGCCAGUUACUCAAGAAAGAUGGACUUUUAGUGAACUCAGGAGUACAAGUUAGAGAGACGACGCAGCAGUUGACAAAUGUCAAGGGACAACUACAAGAAAAAGAUGAAGAAAUUGCUGGUUUAAAAAAUCAGGUUACAAUCUUUGAGAGACGGUUAAUGACCAAAAACCAGGAAGUGAUUGAACUCGAAAUGAGUCUCUCAGCAGCUCAGCAAUUAGCGUUAAGUGAACGUCAGCGUCAGGAGUCACCUGAUUGGGUCAUAAUACGAGAUCAAAUUCAGCUGACCAAUAAAUGCCUCGGUAGGGGAGCCUGGGGAAGUGUUGUGGAAGGAAAGUAUUGUGGCUGUGCCGUAGCUGUGAAACAGAUCCAUGAUUUGAUUCUUUCCCCUUACAAUCGAAGAUUGUUUGAGCGAGAAAUGGAUAUUGCUUCAAGGUGCCGUCACCCUUGCCUGCUGCAGUUCAUUGGAGCCACAAACGACGAAGAGAAUCCAUUGUUUGUUACGGAGCUUAUGGAAACAAGUUUACGAGCAUUAAUAGAGCAGAAAUCCCUCGCCAGGCAACCUCUUUCAGCUACUGAUCGGUCCGUUAUUUCUCUGGAUGUUGCUCGGGCACUCAACUACCUUCAUCAAAAGCAACCAUCCCCCAUCAUUCACCGCGACGUCAGCAGUGCAAAUGUAUUGCUAUGGCUUCAAGGUGACCAAUGGCGAGCUAAAGUGUCAGAUUACGGUACAGCUAAUUUUAAGCAACAGACCAUGACAGCCGCUCCAGGGGCUGCAAUUUACAGUGCACCUGAAGCACUCUCUAAGGAUCAAACAGUUAUGGUUGACGUCUACAGUUUUGGCGUUCUUCUUUGUGAGAUGUCUAUCCAGGAAAUGCCAGAUCCUGAAAGGCGUGAACAACAAGUUGCACUUGUAACCAACCGCUUGACUCGAGCUCUCAUCCGAGGAUGCUUGAAAACGCAGCCGGAAGCGAGACCGACGAUGGAGGAAAUAAUCGAUGAACUUGAACAGCCAGUGUGAAACAACUUUUUGUAAUGUUAAUUGUAUCAAAUGAAACAGCUGUUUCGAGAAAGGUUGUCGGACAAAAGCGUGAAAUAGCUUGCGAUAACCCCGAAAGGUAUUGUGGGUAGUUCUCAGGUUACGGUUCUCUGACUUUAGGAUUUCAGGGAAGGCAAAGUAGGUUUGAUGAAUUUAUUUACUCACAUGAAUUAUAUCAACUGAUUGAUUACUAGAUACUCAGUUUACCUUUCGAGAUUGUCGCGGGCACUUUUUUCGUUUUUGCCGACAACCUUUCUCGAAACAGCUUUGCAUGUAAAUCUAAAGCGUAAAGGUAUUUCCCUCAAAUUAAUCUUAUCUAUUAUGUUAGUUAUUGUAAAAUAAUUCAUAUACACAUAUUUUUUAAAACUUUU
Messenger RNA from Stylophora pistillata, 3233 nucleotides. RefSeq lists its product as uncharacterized. NCBI's taxonomy places the organism in Eukaryota, Metazoa, Cnidaria, Anthozoa, Scleractinia, Pocilloporidae. Gene Ontology annotation, biological process: necroptotic signaling pathway; protein phosphorylation. The record is from RefSeq and is a predicted model, not a curated record. Gene Ontology annotation, molecular function: protein kinase activity; ATP binding.